Molecule: messenger RNA, 2813 nt
Organism: Dunckerocampus dactyliophorus (ringed pipefish)
Lineage: Eukaryota; Metazoa; Chordata; Actinopteri; Syngnathiformes; Syngnathidae
Product: class I histocompatibility antigen, F10 alpha chain-like
Exons: 7
Coding region: 64-1251 (395 amino acids)
Biological process (GO): immune response
Cellular component (GO): external side of plasma membrane
Source: RefSeq, a predicted model, not a curated record
GUUUGCUGUCAUAUCAAGUUUGCUAGUCAAGCUAGCGUUCGUUACGUUGUCUUUCUCUUGAUCAUGAACUUGCUUUUAUUCUUUCUUCUGGCUGUGCAAAUACACAGCGUGGCGCCUGUGAUUCAUACGCUGAAGUGUUUCUACACUGCAUCCUCUGAAGUUACAAACUUCCCAGAUUAUGUAGAAGUUAUUUAUGCUGAUGAAAUUGAGGUAUAUUACUAUGACAGCGACAGCAGGACAGCAGAACGCAAACAGGACUGGAUGAACAACAUCACCGUAGAUGAUCCACAUUUUUGGCAGAGACACACAGACAAUGCUUUUAUUCGUGAGGACAGGAUUAAAUACUACACCACAUUUUGUAUGGAGAUCUUCAACCAAACUGAGGGUGUUCACAUUCUCCAGGUGAUGCCCGGCUGUGAAUGGGAUGAUGAGACUGAUGAGGUUAAAGGUUGGCUUCAGACUGCUUAUGAUGGAGAAGAUCUCAUGUCAUUGGACGUGAAGACAUGGACAAUGAUCCCAGCAAGACCACAAGCUGUCCCAAUCAAACGCAAGUGGGAAGAAGACAGGUUUUUACAGAACUACGGAAAGUUUUUCUACACAGUCCUGUGUCCUUAUUACUUGAAGAAUCUUGCGAAGUAUGGGAGGAAGGUCCUAAUGAGAACAGAGCUUCCAGAGGUGUUUCUCCUUCAGAAGACGCCGUCCUCUCCGGUCAGCUGCUUCGCGACAGGUUUCUACCCCGACAGAGCGGCCUUGUUUUGGAGGAAAGACGGCGAGGAGGUACACGAGGACGUGGAGCACGGAGAGAUCCUCCCCAACCACGACGGAACCUUCCAGUUGACAGUGAACCUGAACGUGGAGGUGACGGCCGACGUGGAGGGCAAGUACGAAUGUGUGUUUCAGCUGUCUGGCGUCGAGGAGGACAUGGUCACCAAGCUGGAGAGAAGAAGCAUCCUGAGCAACGCAAGCCAUGAAGACAACUGGAGCGUCGACAUUGCUGCCAUAGUGGGGGUCCUCGCUGUGGUGGUUCUUCUGGUGGCCAUCAUCAUCAUCAUCAUCAUCGUCAAGCGUCACAAGAACAGACAAGGUUGCAAAAGUGCAGCCGUGUUUGACUUGACUUUGAUGAGCUUCCAGCCAAACACUCAAAGAUCCACAGAGACAGAGCACACACUCUUACACAGAAACGGUGAGGAAAAAGUCCACAUCACCUUGUUUCUCUUUCAUUUCAGUCAACUACGAUCCAGCUGCUCGUGAUGGUGGCAACGAGCUCUCAGAGAGGAUGACGACUGAAAGCUGAGUGUGACACAGCAGCCGACACACAGUGAGUUAGCUCACAUGGACAUGGACUGGAACCCAGAGAGAUGUCUCCACCAAAGGGACUUUAGUCCACCGAGGGACAUCAUCGCACUUGGAGAUGAGAUGGAAAUGUGGUUUGUUCUUCAUCUAAGUGCUCCUCAUGUUACAGGAUGUCUUCUUGGGUGUUUAUGGCUUAGAAAACACUUUAUGAUCAAAUGUUUUUACGGGCUUUGGUGACGUUUCACUUGCUGCAAAUUAAGUAGUUGCACAUGUGGCUGUUACAGUCCACUUGCAUUGGUGACAAGUGGGGCAAUGACUUACCAGAUUUGACACAAAGGAUGUGGGGGCCAUUUUGAUAUUUUAAACUUCUAAAAAGGCUAAUCCAACGUAGAUAUGCUAAUAAUUUAUGUAUAAAACAGCUUUGUGUAGUGGUAAUGGUAAUGCUUGAGUUGAUUUGGAACAUGCACAACAAGUUACAUUGAAGUAGAUCACAUGUUUACAGUUACACAAUUCAAUGUCCGAAAAGGAGUCAAAAAAAGCAAAGCUUAUUUAAACCUAAAAUGGUUUAUUGGGUGAAAUGCAUUAUUUGCCAUUUUUGGAAUAAAUGGUUUGUGUGUUUUUUAUAACCAGCAUUGUAUAUUUACGACGGACUAUUAGGGCCACAUUGGGGAAAAAAACAGAGAUUUUGAGAGUUGAUCAAUUUCGAAAUUCCUAAAUUUACGAGAAUAAAAGUCGUAAUAUUACGGUACGUUUCAUCGUGUCCUACGUGUCAGAGGGAAAAUAGAGCAUAGUUCUUCAGGAAGGAAGGAAACGUUCCUCUUCCAAUCCCAGAGAACAAUGUAGAAUUUAGGUUGACUUUUCAACAUUUGAUCGUUGAAUCAAUGUGGGACUUCAAGGGUAUUUUUAUCACUUGAUCAGUUUGCACUCGCUGCUGACAUUGCAACAACAUUGAUUUCAUGACCAUAGAUCAACAUGAUUGAGUUGUAUUUCAACUAAUGUGAACAUUAAAACAAUGUUGAACUUUCAGUGUAACUAAGAAUCAAUGUGGUUUCAAUUAUAUUUCAAUGAUAAUGCCAGAAGAAAUAGGGCGAAUUUAAUACUGUUCAAUGCCAGCAUUUCUUUAAAAUCCUGCUUUAUCUACAGUCAGGAUGUUAUACACUGGUUUUAUCCUGUGUAGUAGCAGACACACACUUUUAUAACAGAAAUCAAACAGGUUUUAUUUCAUUUCAUUCAUUGUCACGCCUAACCCGUCACGUCCGGUCUGGCACACAGCGGAGCCACUCUUUCACUGCUUAAGCAAAGCCAUCAUCAGGCAUAGCAGUGCCAAGUUGUCGAGUGAGGGCAUUGACACAAAAGCACAAAACGUAAUAUACUUUCUCAGGCAUUUCCGAGAGCAGCUAAGAUGUUUGUGUAAGAGCACACAAUAGGUGACCCAUCCUGGAAGACUGACAAGUUGAAUAGCCAGCCCAUACUCAUAUCCUCCUACACCCCUUUGUAUGAGCUACAUUGCCGAGCUAUAA